AUGGGCAACCCUCGGUUUGGCAAAAAAAAUAGGUGACUCUUUCGUGUGUUGGUUAAAAAAAAGAAGAAUUGUUAUUGUGAACACGUAGCGGAAAUUUGGUUUUGGUCCAAUAUAAGCGUAAAGUGAAAUUAAACGCAUAUGCUUUAAAUAAAGUGUUGUACUUAAAUGUAGCAUGCAUAUAAUACACUAAGUGUCGUUCGUUUAACAAGGAGGCAGGAGCAUAACAACAGCUGAAACCGAAAAACCAACAACGCAUAACUAUGUCAUUUGUGGGUGGAGGGGUUGGUGGAGGCACCGAUGUGCACAAAUUUGUUGAGGCCCUCCAGGCAGACUUCAAGACGCUCUCACUUGAAACGAAGAAGAAGUAUCCGCAAAUAAAAGAGGCAUGCGAGGAGGCAAUUGCCAAGCUAUGCACAGCCGGCAGCAGUCCACAAAAUUCGGUGUAUUACACCGUCAAUCAGAUACUCUAUCCGCUGGUUCAGGGCUGCGAAACAAAAGACUUGAAAAUUAUCAAGUUCUGCCUAGGCAUGAUGCAACGCCUCAUCACACAGCAGGUGGUGGAUCAGAAGGGCGCACUGUAUAUAACCAAUGCCUUAUGGACGCUAAUGGAGCACAACAUCGAGGAGGUCAAAGUGCUGCAAACGGUGACAUUGCUUCUGACCACAAAUCUAGUUGUGCAUGGCGACACAUUGGCUAAGGCAUUAGUGCUCUGCUUUCGGUUGCACUAUACCAAGAAUCCAACAAUUGUGAACACAGCCGGCGCCACAAUAAGACAGCUCGUCUCUCUGGUCUUUGAACGUGUUUAUUUGGAGAAGGAUUCGGUGCCCAGUCUACAGCAACAACAUCAACAAUCUGUCAGCCCAGAUGGAGAUGGCCAUAGCCCACAAGAUGGACAGACAUUUGCCACGGACGCCUUUCAUUUGUUUCAGGAUCUUGUGCAGCUUGUUAAUGCCGAGCAGCCUUACUGGCUGGUGGGCAUUACAGAAAUGACACGUACCUUUGGCCUCGAACUGCUCGAAGCGGUGUUGAGCAACUUUAGUGCAGUGUUCCAUGAGAAUCAGGAGUUUCGUUUGCUGUUGAAGGAACGCGUCUGCGCUUUGGUUAUAAAACUAUUCUCUCCAAAUGUGAAGCAUCGUCAGCUCCCAGCACCAAGUAAUGGCACCGCUGCAGUCACAGCGGAAAAGCCAUACUUUCCGAUAAGUAUGCGGCUGUUGCGUUUGGUGGCGAUACUUAUACAAAAGUAUCAUACUAUACUGGUCACUGAGUGCGAAAUCUUUUUGUCGCUGAUUAUCAAGUUUCUGGAUCCGGACAAGCCGCACUGGCAGCGUGCAUUGGCCCUGGAGGUUAUACACAAACUGGUCACACGUUCCACGCUGAUUGCCUUUUUCUGCAAGUCGUAUGAUUUGAAAAAUCAUGCUACACACAUUGUACACGACAUGAUCGCUGCCAUGGGCAGUUAUGUGCGCUAUUCUCUGAUCAAUGCCUCGGCGGUACUGAGUAAUGGUGGACAGCAAUUAACUGGAGUCGCUGGACAACAGCCAAGCACAUUGACUGCGUUGGCGAGCGGUGGCAACAAUCAGUGUGGUUUUAUGUUCCGUGGCGCAUACCUUUCCUUGGUGGCCACCUUUGCGCCGGGCGUCUCCAAGGCUGUUUUCUUGGAAAUGCUGGACAAACUUGAUGCGCCUAACAUACCUGAUAGCUAUGGCAUUUCCCUGGCCUAUGCUAUUUUGUUGGACAUGACGCGUUCGAUUGGCGGCGUUAUUCAACGCACGCCUGAGCCGCAUCCUACACAUAACACGGCCGUUAUAAGCGAGGAGGAGCAUAAGCCAUUAUGUCUGCAGCUGGUCAACUCCAGUUGGUCUGGUCUGCUGAGUGCAUUCAUUCCGCUGGUGGAAACAUCCAUCGAUGAGGGCACCACUGAGAAUAUACUAAAGGCUAUGCAAAACUAUGCGGCACUUUGUGGAAUGCUAGAUCAAUUGCAACCGCGUGAUGCCUUCAUUAUGGCAAUGUGCCGAGCCUCCUUUCCGCCCCACUAUGCAAUGUCCAUUUUUGCCAACACCGUGCAACCUGAUGUAGAUCUCAGAUGUCACACUCGCAGCGGGAGUCAGGAUCUGAGCAGUCAGUUCAUCAACAGCUGCAAUGCGGAUGGCGGUGACUUUCGGCCACAGAUUGUGGCAGUGGGAACACCAUUGCCCAGCGCCUCGUUGCCACACAGUGUGAUGCAGGCACCUGUAAUGCUGACCAAUAAGAAUCUACAAUGUAUGCGUGCGAUUCUCCUGUUGGCCCACAAUAAUGGCAGCAUUUUGGGCACCUCAUGGCACAUUGUGCUGCAGACGCUGCAGCAUUUGGUGUGGAUACUGGGAUUGAAACCCUCGACAGGCGGUAGCCUGCAGGCAAUGCCCAAACCCGCCGUGGAGGCCAAUGUGGGCAUACAGACGGCAGUGAUGGCUGAUCUGCCAGUGCUGUCACAAAUGAUUGGCCAACUUUUUGAAUCCAGUCAGUAUUUGGAUGAUGUGGCAUUGCAUCAUCUGAUCGAUGCGCUCUGUAAGCUCUCGCAUGAGGCCAUGGAAUUGGCGUAUGCCAAUCGAGAGCCAUCGCUAUUUGCUGUGGCCAAGUUAAUGGAAACGGGGCUUGUUAACAUGCCACGCAUCGAAGUGUUAUGGCGUCCCUUAACAAAUCAUCUGCUUGAGGUGUGCCAACAUCGACAUAUACGCAUGCGUGAGUGGGGUGUAGAGGCCAUCACCUAUUUGGUCAAGUCCGCGUUGCAGUUCAAGCAUAAGCAGCCGCUUAAAGAGAAUCUGGAACUACAAACUAUGUUGCUGAGUCCACUCUCGGAGCUAUCCACAGUGAUGCAUGCGGAUGUGCGUCAGCGUCAAUUGGAUUGUGUGCUGCAGAUUUUAAAUACAGCUGGUGAAAUUCUAUCAUUUGGCUGGCCAGCCAUCAUCGAGAUAAUUGGCGCCGUUAAUGAUCAUCAUGGCGAGCCUCUGAUCCGCACCGCAUUCCAGUGUCUGCAGCUGGUCAUAACAGACUUUCUAACGGUUAUGCCUUGGCGUUGUCUACCCUUGUGCAUCAGCACAGCGGCCAAGUUUGGAUCACAGACGCAGGAGCUGAAUAUUUCACUGACAGCCAUUGGUCUUAUGUGGAAUAUUUCAGACUUUUUCAAUCAAAACCAGGAUAAGUUGAUGUCCACACAACUGGAGGAUGUAUCCAUUUUGCCGGAUUUUCCGGGCACCGUCAAAAUGCCGCAAUUUGAUAAGUUGUGGAUGUGCUUGUAUGCCAAACUGGGCGAGCUGUGUGUGGACCUACGUCCCGCUGUACGCAAAUCCGCUGGACAAACAUUGUUCUCCACAAUAGCAGCGCAUGGUAGUUUGUUGAAUCCUCCCACAUGGCAGGCGCUGGUCUGGCAAGUGCUCUUCCCGCUGUUGGACAAUGUGCGUGCUCUUAGCAGCUCAGCAAGUAACGAGAAGGUGGACGCCAGUGGCAACAUUCUAAUCCAUCAUUCACGCAACACGGCCCAAAAGCAAUGGGCCGAAACACAAGUGUUGACUCUCUCCGGCGUUUGUCGGGUGUUCAACACCAAGCGAGAGUUGCUCCAGAUGCUUGGUGACUUUGAGCGCGCCUGGUCGCUGAUUCUUGAGUUUAUACAGAAUGCGGCGCUAAGCAAAAAUGGUGAAGUCUCCUUGGCGGCAUUAAAAUCGCUGCAGGAGAUUAUGUACCACAACAGUACGGAGCGCGCGCUAAAGGAUGCACAGACAGCCAAGCAACAGGACGACGAAAUUUGGACCAUUGCCUGGAACAUUUGGCUAAGCAUAGGCAUGGAGAGCACCAAAAUGUCAGCGACAACAAGACAACUGUCCGGCAUUGGCAGCCCUAAUGACAGUCAAGAGGACUUUUACAUUCCCAGUCAGGCCUUUCUAACGGCUCUCAUACAAAUCUUUCCCGCCAUUUUUCAGCACAUUCAAGUCAGAUUCAGUGCCUCCGACUUUGAUAAGUUCUGCACGGUGUUGACCAAUGCUGUUUGCAUACCCGUGCAAACGGAUGCUGUGCCAUACAUAAUGUCUACAGUCUCGGAUACGUUGUUGACCCCGCUGCAUGAUGGCAUACUGGAAUGCAUGGAGCUGAUACAAAAGGAGGCAACUAGAUCCGACUCGGAUCCCAGCAUACGACAACUGAUACCCGCCAUCUUUCGCCAGUUGUUGAUCUUUAGCAAGUUCGCAUGCGCACCGCCAACAUUCCAGCAGAGUGUGGAGCACAAUAAGUAUGGCAAACCAAGUGGUCAUUAUGCCAACAAUGCAUCUAUUGAGGUCGUAAGCAUGAACUACAUUCCGUUUGGCGAGAAGUCCAUAAGUAUUUGCGUUAAACUAUACCAAAGCACCGCUACCGAGGAGUCGGUGGUGCAGGAGCAGAUAUUGCAUGACAUUGUCAAGGCACUGCGCACUCCGCUAGCUAUGAAGUACAAGUGUCUAUCCUCUAGCACCUGGAAAUUGGCCAUCUCCAGUCUUAUCAGUGUGCUUCACACGGGAUUGAAAGUGGCGCGUGUAAAGCCGCAACAUUUUGCCAGCCUGUGGGAUGAUUUGGCUGAUACCCUGGACAAGUUUCUAUUUCCAAUCAGUGUGUGCACGAUCGAGGAUCGCGGCUUAGAGGAAAUUGUACUGGAUGAAACAAUCGAUUGCCAAGUAAUUGAAUUGCUCCGUGAUGAAGUCUUGCCACAUGCACACGAGAUGCCGCAUCAGUUCAUCAUGCAAAUUGUUGUGCUGCUAAACAAGGGUUCCAUACACUCUGCAUCCGAUAGCAACAUUUGCUAUGAAUCCGAUUGGAAGCUACGCGAAAUCUUUGCCAAAACUUGCUUUGAAACUUUGCUGCAGUUCUCACUGCUAGAGGAUCAGAGCACGGCCUCGGCCUGUAAUAACAAUCGCCUUAAUGCUAAUUUGCUAACAGCUGGCGCCGGAGGAAAUGUCAACAAGGACUUUGCCGGUCGCCUGGCGGUCACUGCGCUGCUGCAUCGCUUCCAAGAGGUGCUUAAGCGUUUUAACGAUGACGAGCGUCAAAGUGGCAAGUGUCCGCUCCCUAGAUUCCGUCUUUCUGAAAUAUCGUUUGUGUUGAAAGCAAUUGCAACGCUUGUGGUGUCCAUGAAGAAGGCGCCAGCGUCCAAAGUCAAUAAACCCGCUUGGGAUCUGCUAAUUGGUCUGUAUCCCUAUUUGGUGGACUGCACCACAACCACGUCGCCGGAGGUGUCUCGUUCGCUGCGCGAGGCGUUGCUGCAAUAUACGGAUCUGUUGCAAGCACCACGCACCUCCAAUGAUAAUGCAAUACAAUCGAAUGGACAGCAGUGAGAAUAUGAUUAAAGGAAUAUGUGGAAAGCGAAUCGUUUUUAAUUGUUUAAGCGAAUGUCCCUUUGAAUAUAUACUUAUACUUAUAAUAUUUACAUAUUUAUUUUACUUUGCAUAAUUUAAUAUUGUUAUAUAUGCUUACGCCCACUUUUUACCCUUUCCCCGUAUGUGUUUGUUUAAUUAUUAUAGUACAUUUAAUAAGACCUAAGUAUAUAUGUAUUAUCUGUCAGAUGUAGGCAAUAACAAUUCAAAAUUAAGCUGUCAAGAGCUUUAAUGCUCGAUAAGAUAAGAUGUCCAAGUAGACCCGGAUAACCUACUAUGCAGCAGCAGCAGCUUUAUCGCCCAAAAAGAAGACGACAACGACGAGGACAACAACAAACAAAUGUAUUUCUUUAGUACCUUUUCGCUGUUUACUGAUAAUGAUAUGAUAUGAUAACAAUACAUAAGCUAUCCGUGUAGCGCAUUUUAAUCAACCUACUUAGAAAUGGAAUAGAUUUGCGUGUUAACUAAAUCAAAUACACUUAACCAUGAUGCAACAACUUUGUAGUGACGUUUUUAAAUAAAGCAAAAUUAUUAUAUA
Drosophila innubila is the source of this 5910-nucleotide messenger RNA. It is a transcript of the gene mon2, whose product is annotated as protein MON2 homolog. Bases 261 to 5333 code for a protein of 1690 amino acids. The record is from RefSeq and is a predicted model, not a curated record. The transcript has 12 exons. Lineage: Eukaryota; Metazoa; Arthropoda; Insecta; Diptera; Drosophilidae.